This is a messenger RNA of Cynara cardunculus var. scolymus (artichoke), 1056 nucleotides long. RefSeq names its product receptor-like protein 9b. Lineage: Eukaryota; Viridiplantae; Streptophyta; Magnoliopsida; Asterales; Asteraceae. The coding region runs from base 1 to 1056 and encodes 351 amino acids. The transcript is spliced from 4 exons. The record is from RefSeq and is a predicted model, not a curated record. Gene Ontology annotation, molecular function: protein binding.
AUGUGUAUGUAUCUUUUUAACCAUUUAAGUUCUAAAACAAUUAUCAUUAUAAAAGAGCUGCUUCAUUUAUCUGAUCUGGAAGUCCUCCUCUCAAGCAAUAAUGAUUUCAAUGGAACACUAUCAAUGGAAGCUUUCACAUCUCUUCACAAUCUGAAGUUCUUAGAUUUGAGUUGGAAGAAUUUCGUUGGGAGCAUCCCAUCAACAAUAAAUGCAUUAUCACCUUCCAUUGGAGUUGUCUCAUUUGCCAACAACAAGUUUAACGGCUUGAUACUUGGUCUAUGUGAGUUGAAGCACCUGCGGGAGUUGGAUCUUAGUCACAACAUGUUCGAGGGAAACCUGCCUCAAUGUUUCAAUAGUUUAUCAUCUCUUAAGUUGCUCGAUAUUUCAUCAAAUCAAUUCAGGGGAACACUUCCGCCAUUACUGAUUGCCAUUCUCACAUCUCUCGAGUAUGUUGAUUUUAGUGAUGACAACUUUAAAGGUGCAUUCUCAUUUAGCUCAUUCUCCAGUCAUACAAAGCUAGAGGUAGUUAUAUUUAAAUGCAACAAUGACAAAUUUGAGAUGGAAACAAAAGAACCCAUGGGUUGUAUUCCGAUGUUUCAAUUGAAAGCUCUUGUGCUCUCUGGUUGCAACCUAAACCGGCCUAAAGCAAGUGUUGUUCCUAGGUUUCUUCUUCAACAACGCAUGUUAUGGAUGAUAGACCUAUCACACAACUCUUUGAGGGGACAGUUUCCAAAUCGGUUGAUUGAGAAUAAUACAAUGUUGGAAGCACUUAUUCUAAGGAACAACUCAUUUGGUGGUACUAUUAAUCUGCCGCUACAUACACAUGCUAACCUAACGUGGUUGGAUAUGUCCGAAAAUCAGAUUUUUCGUACCAUUCCGAGGGAUAUUCAUAAGUUCUUUCCAUAUUUAACGUAUUUAAAUUUGUCUAGGAAUUCUUUAAAUGGUUCUAUCCUAUCUUCAAUUGGUGAUCUGAGUGGGUUAAAGGUACUGGAUUUAUCUGAUACCGAGUUCUCAGGAGAGGUUUCAAAGGGGGUGUUCAGAAAUAGCUCAGAAUAA